Panicum virgatum (switchgrass) is the source of this 2821-nucleotide messenger RNA. RefSeq lists its product as uncharacterized. The transcript is spliced from 4 exons. The record is from RefSeq and is a predicted model, not a curated record. Lineage: Eukaryota; Viridiplantae; Streptophyta; Magnoliopsida; Poales; Poaceae. Bases 176 to 2362 code for a protein of 728 amino acids. Gene Ontology annotation, molecular function: protein binding.
CAGCACCGCCGUCGCCUCCCUGUCUCACCCGUUCUGGCGCCGCCGUCCGCUCCCCGCCGCCGCUGCCGCCUUCAGGAGCCCCCCGCCGCACGCUCGUCGUACUGAUAAAGUGGGGAAAAUAGUGCGGGGGUGGGGAGAGAGAGCCAAACCCUAGCGUGCCGAAUCCAAUCCACCAAUGUCGCCGCCGGCGGGCGAUUGUCCCUUGAGCCAUUGUUGCCGCUGGAGGGAGCUGUGUUCACCGCAAAUACCUCGGGUCUUCCCCGGCCGGGAGUACGUCUCCGUGCCGGCCGACGCGGACAACAGCCCGGCGUGGUCGGUUCUGGUUGGCAUCAUGGCAACGUCCGGGGGCAGCCGGUCGCUACGCCUGCACCGGUUCCGCGUCGCGCGCUCCGGCCGCGUCCUCUGCGGCGGUUCCCUGGAGAUGUUGGGCGAUGACUACUGCAAAGCCGAGAUCCCAAAGUCACACGUCCGCGCUGCCACCGCCACGCGGAGCCCAGGCGGCCGCUCCCUCUCGCUCUGUUUCUUCUCUCGGGAAAUCGACUUCUCCGAUCCCGUCAGCAAAAUCGCCCCUCCCAUCCCCCUGCAAAUGCUUGUGGACGUCGGCGGCGACAACGGCAGGGGUAUUACUGUGUCGCGCCUGCCUGGCCUUCCGCCAGAAGUAGGGCCCCUCAUGCCGAUCUGCCCCAUCUCAGCGGCCGGCGAUAUCUGGGCACCGUACCUGACGGAAGUUUAUGGCCAAUCCAGCCUCGUGAUGCUAUGCAUGGACAAGGCUGCCGGCAAGUGGGUGAAGGUCGGCACCCUCGAGUUGAAACGCCCCCCACUGAGCGGUGACAUGCUCGACGAUUUCAUCCCUGCCUUCCAAGGGCAUGUGGUGGUUGGGGAGACCAUCUUGUUGUCACUCUGGCCAUUUCACCACUUCUACACCUUCAAUUGCAACACCCGAGCUUGGGCUAAAGUUGUCACCACCAGGGAAGAAUGUAUGUAUGUUCCAAUCCGCGAACAUGGUGUGUACGUGGAGGAAGAUGACGCCAUCUACUUCCUCAGUGGCGCUGUUGUUUAUUUCUACAAGCUGUUCAAGGAUACCCAGAAUAGGUGUCGGAUGGCGCCGCCUACCGAAGUUUCUCUUCUUUGUCCUUUCAGCUCUGAAGGAUAUGGGUUCCUCUCAUAUCUUGGUGGUCGGGUCAUGUGCUCUGUCUGGAUCGGCGUGAGGCUCCCUUGCCAUUGCGGCACUAAGCAUGUGCUUAUAACCACAUUUCGAGUCAAGGGUGACAAGGGUGUUGAAGUCUUGCAUUCCACCUGCCGCCAGUUGGACAUGGUGCCAAGCAAGCCUGUUGAAUCCUAUCUCGAGUUCAGCUUUCUACAGGAGUACGAGGAGUUCGAUCAUGAGAGAGUAACACCCACUGCAAAAUUGAGAGAGAAUGCUAUGGUAUCCUCAACGCCGCCGGAUGACAUGGAAAUUCCGGCCAGCUCCAACGUGGGCAAGUCCUCCAGUAUGCUUGCUUGUUGCAGGGAGUUCUUGAAUGGAACACCAUUGUCAGGUACUGUUAUGCUUCAGAUAUCUGCUAUCCGAUCCAACAGAACAUUAUAUAUUAUUUGCCAAGCUGCUUCUCGUUCAACUGUGUAUGAGAUCAAUAUCUUGGAUGGAAGAUUGGCGUGCCAUGACAAGACUCUCACACCACAUUGCAUUCUGGAGACACCUAUGCCCCAUUUCGAGGAUGCUAUCGAGGGUGAUAUACUGUAUCUGCUUGACAGACCAUGGCAUUUUCUUUGUGACAGUAGAUCAAUAUAUGCUGUCCCAUCUGUAGAGGAUAAAAUUUAUUCUUGUCGCUUCAAUCAGGGCAUUUCUUCUCGCUUCAAUCUGGGCAUCAUCAAUCACAUUGAUUCAACAUGGCCUAUUGGUGUUGCAUUCCGCCUUGUAGUUCGACUUGGUAUCAAGCUUGUUGCUAUAAGUGAUACUCUCCGUGACGUCUAUCAUUUCUUCGAAGGCAUAUGGAUGCAUCAUGAGACAUUUGGGCCUCCUGUUCUAGAUACGGAGGUUAGCCUGUCUGGAUAUGUGGUCUUGAGUCCCACCACCUUUAUGGUUUCUGAUGCCAAGACAAAUCGCUGCUUUCUGUAUGACUUAUUUUUUGACAGUUGGAGCCUUGUCAUGCCAUUUGUUGAGUCAGAACUUCUACCAAGUGAUUGGCCUAGAAUGGCUUUUCUGAGUGACAGAUGUGUAUUUGCUAAGGGUUUUAUUUACACUUGCUCACAUGGGGGACUUGCUGCAUAUGAGUUAGUUCAACAGGCUGAUUCUUAUUACCUGGGCGAGCGGGUUGAUUUGAAGUUAUCGUGGUGUAAGUAUUGGGAGCGCUACCAAAUGUGAUUGGAGUAUAUUGGUGAAGACACAAACUCUGGUGCCAUUAUGUUUUGUGUGAUGAAAGGUGAUUAUAUAUCUCAGCCUGGUUAUCCAUACAAUGAAGGGCCUAUACGUAUCACUACUGUCCAAGUGAAGACUGAGGAAAUGCCCAAUGGUAAACUCAAACCAAAAACAAUUGGCCACGUGGAUAUUGGCACGGCCUUUGUGGAGUCGAGUGGAGGGUCAACUUGGACCCGAGAUUGCUUUGCAGCUGCUUGUUAUUGAGCCUGAUGCUCGCUAUAACUUAUGCACUGAAAUUGCGUUGUAUGUAGUAUUAAUUUAUAACUUGCCAUUGCAUCAUGAAACUCGACUAAGAUGCAGUGAGGAUGUUUUGAAACAUGCGACCUCCGGGCAUAUGGUUGUUAAAUGUGGAUCUUUGACUUGACUCUGAGGAGAAAACUUCUGAAAAUAUUCUGUCUUUGUUCA